This is a messenger RNA of Osmia bicornis bicornis, 4763 nucleotides long. RefSeq names its product sorting nexin-13-like. NCBI's taxonomy places the organism in Eukaryota, Metazoa, Arthropoda, Insecta, Hymenoptera, Megachilidae. Gene Ontology annotation, cellular component: early endosome. The transcript is spliced from 10 exons. The coding region runs from base 406 to 3696 and encodes 1096 amino acids. Gene Ontology annotation, molecular function: phosphatidylinositol binding. The record is from RefSeq and is a predicted model, not a curated record.
CAGUAGACGGGAACAUAUUGUUAACAUUCACUUAUUUUUGUUGCAACGUGCGCAAAUUUUUUCACAGAGCACGCACUGGCCCAUCGAACGAUCCCCCAUAAUCAUUCCCCCUGAUUUUUCAUCAUUAAAUGAAUGAAAUUUUUCAUUUCCAUCCCCUGUCAAUUCCUUCAUACAUUCCUUUUGUACAUUUACGUGGAUUUAGACCUUUCAUUACUGUAUAGAUAAAAAUAUAUAAACAGAGAGGUCGUCGGUUCACACUUAUGAAACGUCCAACGACGUUACGUUUUUCGUAUGCUGUAAAAAUAAUGAAUGUUGCAUUUAAAGAACUGAACAGUUCUCGCGAUAAUGCAGAGCACUGUACAUAAUUCUGUGCAAUGAUAAGGACCAUUGCAUAGGAAAAUUCCAAUGAAUGUUCCACUGUAUGGGUUUCUUGGAGUUGCAGCGACUCUACUCGUGUAUCUUGUUGGAUUUGGAACGAUUGUGAAGCUAUUUAUUUGUCUGCUCGCUUUAAUUUUAGGAACAAUCACGUGUGUAUAUAGAACGUACGGUGCAAAUCUUGAUGACGUUAUUAAGUCAGAAAGGGAAGACUUGAAUAAGAAGACUGAAAAGUUUCGCCAGUAUAUUCUAGAUGUGUCCAAGCAGAAGAUGACCUUCACUUUAGAUAAAAGGAUCACUGGUAGUCGUAUUAUCGACGAGUCCCUGCAAGAAAUAUUGGAUUUCGUUAUCAGAGAUUACGUGGAACCAUGGUACAACGUAAUCACAGACGACGAAGAAUUCAUCUACUCUGUUCGAGAUACCGCCCAAAAGAUAGCUAUCAAUAUCGCAAAUCGAGUGAAAGGUGUAGAUUGGAUACCAUAUUUAACAACCCGUCUCGUGGACGAUGUAGCCUCCCACGUGAGGCUGUAUCGUCAAGCGAGAGCCAGGAUAAAGCAGGUCCGUUCGAAAAAAUUGCAAAAAGGUAGCGCUAGCUCGAGUACGUCCAGUGGAACUCCUAAGAGAACGCCCACUCACAGGCGGAACAAAAGCGAGACAGAUGUGUCGUGGUAUUCUCAGACAAAGUUUUACAUUCCUAAUUUAUCCUCGCUCACCGAGCCGAUCGAGGCGAGCGAGGAGAAGGAAGAUGAAUCGUUAGAGAAGAUAUUUUUCGACCUCGAGGUUCAGAUGGAGAACAAUCUGAUCAGCAGAGAUACGGUAUGCACCAACAGCACACAGGAACUUGAAUUCCUCGGUGAGAUAUCAGAGAUAUUAUUGUAUCUGGUAUUACCAAAGGGAGAUUUCGAUUGUCUGACUGUGAGAUUUAUAUUAAGAGAAUUGUUAGUGAACGUGAUAAUUAGACCAUUGCUGGAUUUAUUCUCUGACCCUGAUUAUAUUAAUCAGGCGUGUAUAUGGCUGUGCGCCAAGGAAGGCGGUUUACCAAGCGACGUGUUUUUAACGGUGAUCAGAGUCACGGAUAGCUUAGAUGAAUUAACAGCGACGAAAAGCAUAGUUUGUAAGGAAAUAGCUCACCUACGUUCUAAGGACUCGGGGGGAGACGAUGAUUUAUCCGUAAAGCAACAAUUGAACAGUUUACUGUACGUGAAGAAGAUCUUGGAGACCAGAAUCAUUGGUAUGCAAGAGGGAUUGGACUCGGAGACAGAUGGGAUAGGUGCUCAGCCCGAUUGGAACAGAUUAUUGAUACCAGGGCAAAAAUUAGUGAAUUUACCGUUGGACGAAUUGCUGAAGAAUAAUAUCGCGUUAAGUUACUUCAUCGAUUAUAUGACCUCGAUAAACGCAGAAACUUAUUUGUAUUUCUAUUUGAACGUAUACGGAUGGAGGGUGUCGGCUGAACAACAGAUAUCCGACAUAGAGUUACAAAAAUUACACAUGUCCCAGGCAGCUACCAGUAUAAUGGGCACCAGGCGUAAGAACAACGACUUGGAGAAUUUAAAGGAGGCAGCUACGAAGAUCUAUCAGCAGUACCUUAGCGAGAAAGCGUCGCCAAAGUUGCAGUUGGACGACGCUUUAGUCAAGACUUUAUUAAACAGAAUAAGAAUCGAACCAGUUAAGGAAACCUGGUUCGAUGAUCUUCGUACCUGUUGUUACGAGAAGCUGCAAAAUGAAGACAGAUUUCUGCCAGGAUUCAAGAGAUCCAUGGCGUACGUGAAGCUGCUCGCUGAACUUGAUCUGUUGAAAGAUCCCACUUCAGAAGAUGAUAGUAAAUCUUUAGACAGCAUUAGUAUAUCCAGCACGAACAAUGAACUGGAAACCCUGGACGAGAUAUCGGAGAUGUGCAAGCCGGAUGAAACGAGGGGAACGGAAUUGAAGGACAGUAGGUUCAGAUCAAAUUCGUCGACCAGUUUAGCGAGCAUCGUGGAGCCUAACGAGGGCAGAGGAACCGACGAAACGGACUCUGAGAUAAAUAUCAGAGCUAUAAAAAAUAUGAGGAAAGCUGCUAGCAUCGAUGUGGAUCAAAUUAACGAGGGCAAGGAUCUGUCGUUUUAUUUAGAGUCGAAUGCUGAACAGUUUGUUAAGUUAGAUGAGAAUACGUACGAUCGUAACGCGAUUAAAAAGUUACAGCAGGGUAGAUUCGUGAUCACUGCCAAGAUCAUUGAGACUGGAAUUGUAAACGACCGUGGUAAAACCUACGGUAUUUAUGCGGUGGCUGUGACCAAGAGCUACGAUUCAGGGUACCAAGAGAAGUGGCACAUUUACAGGAGGUACUCUGACUUCUAUGAUUUGCAUCAGAAAAUCAAAGAGAAGUAUUAUGAUCUGGCGAAAAUACCAUUCCCAGCUAAGAAAGCUUUUCAUAAUAUGGAAAGAACUGUUUUGGAGAGAAGAAUGUUGAUGCUAAACUCUUGGAUGUAUCAAUUAACUAAGCCAGCAGUGGUGGAUGGUCACAUGGGUCUGCAAAAUUUAUUGCUCAGUUUUCUGGAGCAAGGGGAUUACGACAAGGGUGUCACUGGUGGACAGAUAUCAAAAACUAUAGACACUUUGAUGCAUCCUCUGAAGACAUCCAUGAAAACUGUAACCCAAGCUGUGAAAACUAUGCCUGAUAACAUGCUGAAUACAGUGGACGGUGUGAUGGAUAAUAUAAGUAAAUUUUUUGGAAAUCCAAAGAAGCCCAAUGCUUUUUACGAGAACACUAAAGUUGGCGCUGGUCUGGAUGUAGAGACUGAUGAUAAUAUUCCUCUCCGUAUAAUGUUACUGCUGAUGGAUGAAAUAUUCGACUUGAAAGUUCGAAAUCAAUGGCUUAGACGACGAAUUGUCACUUUGUUAAGGCAAAUUAUUCGUACGAUGUUUGGGGACAUAGUUAACAGACGAAUAGUCGAGUACGUGUCGUUGUUAACUAGCCCAGCAAGAGUGGCGGGCUAUUUGAAAUUGUUCAAAAAUAGCUUUUGGCCAAAUGGUGUUAAGGCUGAAAAGAAACCACCUAGGGACGCAGAGAUGAAAUACCGAACAAGAGUGGCGGCUAAAGUCGCUCUGUUAUCUUGCUUGUCCGACGAAUUAAAACAUAUCAUAGGUAGCGAAACGACCAGAAGAGGUCUUUUGAGAGUAUUCGAAUUGUUCCAACGACCUGUACUGAACAGAAGACUGUUGUACGUCCUCUUAGAAGGAAUAGUAGAAACCCUGUUCCCUCAGAACAAUCUUGUAGAGAUAUUCCGGAAACUCUACUCUGUUUCGCCGAGGGUGCAACACAGAAACAUGCAAAAGUGUUAAUGAUAACACGUCAAGAAAUAUUGGCUACUCAAGAUCAUCAGUUAAAACACUGCAUCAAUUUUUAUUUCAUACCCAUCAGUUAUAGUUUCAUUAAUUUUUUCUACUUCACUCGCACAUGUAAUUUUAUAUUUGGGAUUCUUGAAAUAGGGUUAAAUAAUUGUAUUCUUUGUCUCGAAAGUGUUGAAAUAUAACAGAAUGGCAGAAUGAUUGAGGAUGACUUGAGUGGCCAUUUGAUUUUGUACAAAUAAUAGCAAUGAAGUGCAAGGAUCAUGAGCUGAAGAAACUUGUGAUUCGUGGACGUAAUGCAACCAGGAGCAAUGUAUAAAUUAUUUCCAAUAACCAAUCUCACACUGCAAUAAUGGAGCAAAAAAAAAAAAAAAAUGAAAUGAAAGAAUCGUUUCUCUCAACUGGGAACAAAGUGAAAGUUAUACAAAAGGCUUUCAAUUUAUAAUAAGCAUAUUCGUUAAAGUAAGCGCAGUAAUCAAGUGGCCAAAUAAUAAACAGUUAUACGAGUAAUUUGAAAUAAAUAUUAUAAUCAAGUUCGAGUCGUAGGGGACACGAUUCUUGUCGGUAUUACGUAGAGAAUAAUAUUAAAAGUUUUACAAUCUUCUGCGCGAUUAGCCGUUAGGGACACGUAUUUAAGAACAUUAUGCAUUCCAAUUUGCAUUUCACGAUAUGUACUUCACACUAAUGUUAAACAAUUUUUACACGUACUAGAAGACCAAGUUUCCGCGGCAACUUAACCUAGGGAAUCGUCGCGAUUGUUCUUAUACUUAAUUCGUCUUCAAAGAAAAUGAAAGAAAUGGUUAUCAAUUGUAUCGUGCCAUUCGCGUAGCGAGAAAUUGUAUGUAAUAUUUAUUUCGAGCCUCUGAAAUCACUCGAAUUAGCCGUAAUGUUUGUAAAAGUUUAUUUUAUUUCUUUGUCGAUGAUAAUACUCGGCACGAUUGUGUAAAAAAUUGUUGUAAAUGUCGUACAAUUGUAUAUAUAUAUACAUAUAAUGUUAUUUCUAUCGUGUUGAAACGCCAUAUCUGUCACGUUUACUUAUUAUUAAAGGAAUUGUUUAUAAA